Molecule: messenger RNA, 2412 nt
Organism: Miscanthus lutarioriparius
Lineage: Eukaryota; Viridiplantae; Streptophyta; Magnoliopsida; Poales; Poaceae
Source: the annotation of a GenBank genome assembly
AUGCCAACGGCGGCGGCCAUGAUCGGCGGCCUCGCCAGCUACGCCGCCUCCCUCGGCCAGAACAUGAUGGAUGGGCACCAUCAGCUCGCUAUGAUGCAGCAACAGCAGCAUCAGAACCACGGCCAGCAGCAGCAGCAGCAGCACCCGCCGCAAGCAGCCACGAGUGAGAGCGAUGCACGCGGCCCACGCCACGACGAGCUGCUGAUGGAGAGCAAGUCUGGCAGCGACAACAUGGUGGGAGGUGCCGGGUCAGGCUCCGGUGGUGAGGAGCUGCAGGAGGAUCUCAGCCUGCAGCCAGCCCGCAAGAAGCGCUACCACCGACAUACCCAGCACCAGAUCCAGGAGCUUGAAGCGUUCUUCAAGGAGUACCCGCACCCUGACGACAAGCAGAGAAAGGAGUUGAGCCGGGAGCUGGGACUGGAGCCUCUCCAGGUCAAAUUUUGGUUCCAGAACAAGCGUACCCAGAUGAAGACGCAGCAGGAGCGGCAUGAGAACAUGCAGCUGCGUGCAGAGAACGAGAAGCUGCGUGCUGAGAACGCGAGAUACAAAGACGCGCUCGCCAAUGCCUCGUGCCCAAACUGCGGUGGCCCAGCCACAGCCGUCAUUGGUGAGAUGUCCUUCGAUGAGCACCAUCUACGCAUUGAGAACGCACGCCUCCGCGACGAGGUCGACCGCAUCUCCACCAUCGCUGCCAAGUACGUUGGCAAGCCUGCAGGUAGCCUGCUGCCCAACUUGUCAAAUAUCUCCUCGGCCUCAAUGGCGCCAUACCCACCACCGCCACCACUUUCCUCCCACCACCUCCUGCCCGGCGGAACAGACAUAUUUGGUGACCUUCAUCUUCAUGGUGCCGCUGCUGGGUUAGACAAAGGGUUGGUGGUUGAGCUCGCCGUGGCCGCGAUGGAGGAGCUGGUGCGGAUGGCCCAGCUCGGUGAGCCGCUCUGGACCCCUGCCCUUGUCAUAGACAGUGCUACCAUUGAGACUCUCAAUGAGGAAGAGUAUGCCCGCGGGUUCCCCAGGGGCGUUGGUCCGAAGUUGCCGGGGCUCCGAUCAGAAGCAUCGCGGGAGACCGUCGUGGUCAUCAUGAACCACGUCAACCUCAUCGAGAUACUCAUGGAUGUGAACCAGUGGUCGACGCUGUUCUCAAGCAUUGUGUCACGGGCUGCAACCCUCGAGGUGCUCUCCACCGGCAUUGCCGGCAACUACAAUGGCGCGCUGCAGCUGAUGACGGCUGAGUUCCAGAUGCCGUCACCGCUGGUGCCAACACGUGAAAGCCAGUUCUUGCGCUACUGCAAGCAGCACACAAAUGGCAGCUGGGCGGUGGUGGAUGUGUCCAUUGAGGGCCUGCGUGCCAGCGGACAGGCGGGUGCGCGUGGUCGACGCCGCCCCUCAGGCUGCCUGAUCCAGGAGAUGCCAAACGGCUACUCCAGGGUGACGUGGGUGGAGCACGUGGAGGCGGACGACGUGAUGGUGCACGACCUGUACCGUCCCCUGGUAUGCUCUGGGCUGGCAUUCGGCGCACAGCGGUGGGCAGCGGCCCUGGAGCGGCAAUGUGAGCGCCUUGCCAGUGCCAUGGCUAGUGGCGUCCCGGCAGGGCCUUCCAGUGGCGGAGAUGCUAUAGGUGUGGUGACAUCAGCGGAGGGACGCCGGAGCAUGCUCCGGCUGGCAGAGCGGAUGGUCGCAAGCUUCUGCGGUGGUGUGACUGCAUCGACGACGCACCAGUGGACUAAGCUGUCAGGCAGCGGCGCAGAGGAUGUGCGCGUGAUGACGCGCAAGAGCGUGGACGACCCCGGCCGCCCGCCCGGCAUCAUCCUGAAUGCUGCCACCUCCUUCUGGCUUCCUGUGCCACCGGCGCGUGUCUUCGGCUUCCUCCGGGACGACGCCACCCGCAGCGAGUGGGACAUUCUCUCCAACGGCGGAGACGUGCAGGAGAUGGCUCAUAUUGCCAACGGCCGUGACCACGGCAACGCGGUCUCGCUCCUCCGUGUCAACAACGCCAACUCGAACCAGAGCAACAUGCUAAUCCUGCAGGAGUGCUGCACAGAUGCAACGGGGUCGUACGUGAUCUACGCGCCGGUGGACGUGGUGGCCAUGAACGUUGUGCUCAACGGCGGUGACCCGGACUACGUGGCGCUUCUGCCAUCAGGGUUCGCCAUCCUCCCUGACGGGCCUGGUGCAUGUGGUGCGCCACCAGGGUUUUCUGUCCUCCCCAACGGGCCUGGUAGUGCAGGUGGUGGCGGUGGCGGGUCGCUCCUCACCGUGGCAUUCCAGAUCCUGGUCGACUCAGUGCCCACCGCCAAGCUGUCCUUGGGCUCCGUCGCCACUGUCAACAGCCUCAUCGCCUGCACCGUCGAGCGCAUCAAGGCUGCUGUCGCAGCCGACAACGCCGCCGGCGGGGGCGCCGUCCCCCAGUGA